Molecule: messenger RNA, 1878 nt
Organism: Carassius auratus (goldfish)
Lineage: Eukaryota; Metazoa; Chordata; Actinopteri; Cypriniformes; Cyprinidae
Exons: 13
Coding region: 8-1228 (406 amino acids)
Source: RefSeq, a predicted model, not a curated record
UCUUCACAUGCUGGGAGUUUUCUUCCUGGGCAAACACACCAGCCAUGCAUUCAACUUUGUUCUGCUCUUUCAAUUUGUGUCUAUCGGGAUCAGUUAUGUCCUGGCGGGAAGUGAGGCCUACGCUGCACUUUUUCAUACCAGUCAUGUCUACGUGAUCCCUGCAUUUACAUGGACGCUCUCAUUGGGGAUUCUUCUGGCCCAGACCAUCAUUCAGCCCAUCACGUCACUGCUGACGCUACUCAAAGGAAUCCUGCUGGUUAUUACUGUGGCCGUGACAUUUGUUGUGGGUUCAGAGGUUCACCAAGAGACCACAAAUGACUUCACCCAAAUCGGGAAGCCUUUUCUAAUGGGAACAGUUGCUCUCGGUGGGAUUGUCAACGUCAUGCCUUUUUUAUUUUCAGAAAUCUCCCAUGUUAAAACACAGGUUUUAUGGUUCAGAAGAGCUGUACUUGGAGGACUUGCUACAUGCACCCUCUUAAAUAUAUUAUGGUGUUGGGCAGUUUUAGAGAUUGUUCCCCAGAUGGCCGUGGAGUCACUGCUGGAGGAGAAACUCUUAAAUAGCAGCGCAGGACAAACAGAGACGACUCGUACAGCACACACAUUUAUCUACUCCAACAUCUCCCUAGAGGAGUCUGAAAAGGCAGGGGAGAUAGCAACACUACCUCUAACCAAGAUCAUCACACAGAAGUACAGCCGCUUCUCAUGGGUGGCAGAGCUGAUCCAGAUCUUCACCACCAUCAGUAUAACCGUGAGCUUCCUCGUGAUGGGCACAGCCAUGAAGCACACCAUCGAUGGCCUCGUCUCCUCACACUGGACGGAGAACGCUGAACGGAUGGCCAGGAUCAGCUCACAGUGGAGGACAUCAGGCCAGAGCUUCCAGCACUGCAGACGGUUCUUCAGCACUUUCAUGUCCUUUUUGGCUUUCGGCCUCAUUUUUGUCGUUUCAGCUUGUGAUCCGAAGGGAUUUGUUGUGAUGCUUGACAAAGUGGUCUCCUUCUCCUUGAACACGGAGGUGGGCUUGUUCAUCUUCCUCAUGCUGAGAGCCUCCAGAUCCCAGCGUUUCAAGCAUCUGACGGUGACUCUGCCGGCGAGCGAGAGACUCUUCAGGCUCCACUGGCUGCUGCCCAUCUACUUCCUGUUCGCCGUAGCUUACGACGUCUUCAAGAGCAUCCUAGAGAUCACUGAGAACAUGGCGCUGGUCCUCCACACCAACUCUUCUCUUGGAUGAGAACGACUGGAUAUCAGGUGGGACAACAUAUGCUGCUGAGGUCUCUCAGGAACGGACAGUUAUUACCUCACACAACACACACAACUCCGGAGGAUACACACACUGAUCACAGAACCAGCCCAAACGUCGUUCACAGUACCGCAGCAGUGUACAGUAGGUAAAAAAGGCCCCUAGUUCUGACAAGCUAAGACUAUUUUGAUAUCCUCCCAGUUCAAUUUAAGUUAGGACACAUAUUUUGAUUUCCUCAACAAUACUCGGUGAUUAAAUCUGCAGUCGUGUCAUCAAACCAUAGCAACGUUCCAAGAAGAGCUGCUACAAAAAGAACUUGAAGUAAAUCAUGGGCUGUUAUUGUAUCCAGUAUAUAAUUAGUGAUUUAACGAGCAGGCUGGAGUGCUUUGACGAGGAAGAAACCACAAGACAACAGAAUGAAAUACGGUGAUUUGAUUCAAGAGGUUGGAGUUGUUUAUGUAUGUCUAGAUCACAUCAUUCGGUUUUAAAACUGCACGGAUUGAUAUUAUGUAAUAAAUGAUUCAAAUACUUUCUUGGCAAGAUUAUGUUUAAUAUGGCUGCUAUUCAAUUAUAGAAAUGGUUCAACCAAAAAAAUGGGAAUUAUGUUGACAAGAACAUACAUAAAAUAAUCUAAAACGUAA